CGUCAUGUGCGUCUUCCCUGUCACGAGUGCGUGAACUGGAGAAGAUGAACGAAAUAGCCAGAGUCCCAUGUGCCGACCGAUGUGCGGUGCACUCGUGCAACCGCGUCGUCGCUGGAUGCUGCAGCUCUGCUGCUGCGUGACGUGACGGAUGGGGGGACACACUCGCAAAAACCCCAGCUGACCUCAUCGCCGGGUGGUCCCCCCUCUCUCCCCUCCUCCUACCGCUCCCCAUGGCCGCCGCCGCCACCCGCGCCGUCCGCCGCCUCCUCAUCGCCUCGCGGAGUCUCCACGCAAUCUCUUCCGAGGGAGCGGCGAGGGAGGCGGCCACGAGCUUCGUCCACCCCGCCGCCGUCGUCCACCCCGACGCCGUCGUCGGACAGGGUGUCUCGAUAGGCCCAUUUUGCACCGUGGGAGCUUCAGCGAGGAUUGGUGACGCUUGUCAGUUACACGCUGGGAGCCAUGUCAUGGGAGAUACCGAGCUAGGGGAGAGAUGUGUUGUUCUCACCUUUCUGGCAGUGGCGCUAUCCUUGGUUCAGACAUUCCUGGGCAAACCAUUAUCGGUGAAAACAAUGUCAUUGGACACCACGCUGUAGUUGGUGUUAAGUGCCAAGAUCUCAAGUAUAAGUCAGGAGAUGAAUGCUUUCUACAGAUUGGUAACAAUAAUGAGAUCAGAGAGUACUGUUCUAUUCAUCGCUCUUCUAAAUCUUGUGACUGCACGGUUAUUGGUGACAAUAAUCUUAUAAUGGGUUCAUGCCAUAUAGCACAUGAUUGCAGGAUUGGCAACAAUAACAUAUUUGCUAACAAUACUCUAUUUGCUGGCCAUGUUGUUGUUGAAGAUUGCACCCAUACUGCAGGGGCUGUUGUUGUCCAUCAAUUUUGUCAUAUUGGGUCAUUUUCAUUUCUAGGUGGAGGCUCUGUGAUCGCACAAGAUGUGCCAAGAUACAUGAUGGUUGCAGGUGAUAGAGCAGAGCUUCGUGGGCUGAAUCUUGAAGGUCUUAAGCGCAAUGGUUUCUCAGACCAAGAGGUACGGAUGUUGAGGAAAGCUUAUCAACAAGUAUUUAUGCCAUCUAUUAAUAGUCAGAGUAGCUUUGAUGAGAGACUUGCUGAACUGGAACGGGAAAUUGAGUUAUCAGAAACUCAUGUAUCCUAUAUGGUGGAAUCUAUUCGCAUGUCCUUUGGCCAAGGACGUCGUGGAAUUUGCAAAUUUAGAAGUUGGAACCGCUGAAAUUUCUAUAAACUUUCAAGUUUUACUGGCAAUUUCCGAGACAUCACUUAGGAAGCAUCGCUCAUUCUUUGGACUGGGCAUGUUUCACAUCGUGUUCUUGAAAGAAGUCGCCCAUUCUUUGACUGUUAAAGCAAGAGUUUCUCGUUGAUAUUCUAAUACCUGAACACAGGAAUACAUCAUACAGAUGUUGAAUGCCCCUUCACUCCAGAUUUGACCAAAUACUGUCGCAUCUGGAUAUAGGACACUUGGAAGUUGCGUGUCGUUUCUUUUUCUUUUUUAUUUUCUCUUGAGAUGAGAUGAGUAGUGGUGUUCGUGGAUGCACAAAUGCUCCUUAGUCGUUGUACAUAUAUUUGGCGUUGCCUCGGUUUUGUUCAUCCUGUACAGUGUAUGUAUGUCGCCUCCUGGAUCUCAGGCUCGAAUUUGUAUUGUCUGAACGAUGUUACUGCUAGUGCUGAGAUGGUCCAAAAUUUGCAUUGGUGUUCUUCGGACGACAUACAGUUUGACUAUUAAUGUUGAAUCUGCUUGCUUCAGAAA
This is a messenger RNA of Oryza sativa Japonica Group (Japanese rice), 1759 nucleotides long. RefSeq names its product probable acyl-[acyl-carrier-protein]--UDP-N-acetylglucosamine O-acyltransferase, mitochondrial. NCBI's taxonomy places the organism in Eukaryota, Viridiplantae, Streptophyta, Magnoliopsida, Poales, Poaceae. Gene Ontology annotation, molecular function: acyl-[acyl-carrier-protein]-UDP-N-acetylglucosamine O-acyltransferase activity. Gene Ontology annotation, biological process: lipid biosynthetic process. The record is from RefSeq and is a predicted model, not a curated record.